AGGGGGCGCGGGGCGCCGCGGGUUUGGGGGCGCGGGGAAGCCUGAGGACGAGGGCCGGGCAGGGAGGGGAGCAGAGGCGGCGGGCAGGGCCGGGGACGCGGGGAAGCCGCUCCCGCCAGUCGCCGAGAGCCAGCCCCUGACGUCAGGAGUUUUCCUCAAAGUCAACAACAAGCCCCGCGGCGGCGGCGAGAACCGAUCGGCGGCCGCCCCGAGCGGGAGGAAGGAGGGGGCGGGGAGGCGGCGAGGGUCCCCUCGGCGAGGCGCAGCCCAGGAGGAGGCCGCAGACCCCCACCCCGCUCCGGGCGCGCCCGGGGGCCUAGAGCCGCCGCCCCUCCGGCGUGACCCGGCCCCCGCCCGAGCGGUGUUUUCUGGUGAUGAAUUUGUAGCCGAUAUCCGAUUCCCAAGUAGAGUCUCCGCCUCCUCCUCUCCCCGCCGCCGCCCUCUCUCCUCCCUCCCCCUCCCGCCGCCGCCGCCGCCGCCUCCCGCUCCAGCUCCGCGGCCCGGCCCGGCCGGCUCCCUCCCUCCCUCCCCUGCAGCCCUUCGCUUGCCCUCCCGCCGGCCGCACCGGGCUCCAGGAGACCAGAGGCUCUGUGGGGUGGGGGGAGGACAGGAGGGGAGGAGGAGGGAGGGGGGACCCCCGAGUCGCCCCCUCUCCUCCCCCCGCCCCCCCGGCUCCAUCCUCCGCCGCCGCCCGAGCAGCUGCGGGGCCGCCGCCGCCGCCUUUGCAGGAGAAUAUAUAAAAAACUGGAGGCCAAGAUAUUUCCUUUUGAAGACAGAUGGCUCAUUCAUAGGAUAUAAAGAGAAACCUCAAGAUGUGGAUUUACCUUAUCCCCUCAACAACUUUUCAGUGGCAAAAUGCCAGUUAAUGAAAACAGAACGACCAAAGCCAAACACAUUUAUAAUCAGAUGUCUCCAGUGGACCACUGUUAUAGAGAGAACAUUUCAUGUAGAUACUCCAGAGGAAAGGGAAGAAUGGACAGAAGCUAUCCAGGCUGUAGCAGACAGACUACAGAGGCAAGAAGAAGAGAGAAUGAAUUGUAGUCCAACUUCACAAAUUGAUAACAUAGGGGAAGAAGAGAUGGAUGCUUCUACAACCCAUCAUAAAAGAAAGACAAUGAAUGAUUUUGACUAUUUGAAACUACUAGGUAAAGGCACUUUUGGGAAAGUCAUUUUGGUUCGAGAGAAGGCAAGUGGAAAAUACUAUGCUAUGAAGAUCUUGAAGAAAGAAGUCAUUAUUGCAAAGGAUGAAGUGGCACACACGCUAACUGAAAGCAGAGUAUUAAAGAACACUAGACAUCCCUUUUUAACAUCCUUGAAAUAUUCCUUCCAGACAAAAGACCGUUUGUGUUUUGUGAUGGAAUAUGUUAAUGGGGGCGAGCUGUUUUUCCAUUUGUCGAGAGAGCGGGUGUUCUCUGAGGACCGCACACGUUUCUAUGGUGCAGAAAUUGUCUCUGCCUUGGACUAUCUACAUUCCGGAAAGAUUGUUUACCGUGAUCUUAAGUUGGAGAAUCUAAUGCUGGAUAAAGAUGGCCAUAUAAAAAUUACAGAUUUCGGACUUUGCAAAGAAGGGAUCACAGAUGCAGCCACCAUGAAGACAUUCUGUGGUACACCAGAAUAUCUGGCACCAGAGGUGUUAGAAGAUAAUGACUAUGGCCGAGCAGUAGACUGGUGGGGCCUCGGGGUUGUCAUGUAUGAAAUGAUGUGUGGGAGGUUACCUUUCUACAACCAGGACCAUGAGAAACUUUUCGAACUCAUAUUAAUGGAAGACAUUAAAUUUCCUCGAACACUCUCUUCAGAUGCAAAAUCAUUGCUUUCAGGGCUCUUGAUAAAGGAUCCAAAUAAACGCCUUGGUGGAGGACCAGAUGAUGCGAAAGAAAUUAUGAGACACAGUUUCUUUUCCGGAGUAAACUGGCAAGAUGUAUAUGAUAAAAAGCUUGUACCUCCUUUUAAACCUCAAGUAACAUCUGAGACAGAUACUAGAUAUUUUGAUGAGGAGUUUACAGCUCAGACUAUUACCAUAACACCGCCUGAAAAAUAGGCAGAUUCAUCAAUAGUGCUGAUGUGGACUCAGCAUCCAGGAGAGGGAAGAUUGGAGGGAAAUGCUGUGCCAAAUAUGAUCACUGGCAACAGAUUUUAGUGUUAAAAGGCAAACAAGGAGUCAUCUAGGCAAAGAGGCCUUAACUGGCAGCCAGGGAACCGUGAACGUCCUGAAAGUAAAGGUGUGAUUAUGUAUGUGUGCUUUUCUUUCUUUAGAUUCACAAGAAGUUAAGGUGCUCGGGGUCCUGUUGCGGCCAGUCAUAGCCAGGAGCAGGGUUACGAGCUUGGCUGAUGUGUAGGCUAAGUUGUGAAAUACUAGUACGUACAAGUGAGCCACUCAUGGUCUGUCCUGUGGUAAGGCAGAGUUUCCACCCAGUCUUGCGCCAUUGCUAGAAUUUUAGUAUCACUAAGAGUCACAGACAGUGUUGGAAAGCCUGUGGAGUCGUGGGCAAGUAGCUCAGGGCUUUCUGAGUAGAAAUAAUGGGCAUAGGCCCUUGGCUUCUGUCCCCAGCAUGGACUGUGGCAUUAUAAUUUUCCACAGUCCUGGGUAACACCAGUGAAUUGCUGGAUUGGCCCAUGGGCAGUUCCUGCCAUUGAGCCUUUGCUAGGCCCUUUCAUUUGGAUAUAAUCCUAAUUGUAAGCAGGCCAUAUCAUUUCUCUGCUUAAAGCCUUCCCGUGCCGUCCCAUUGUACUCUAAGUCCAAAGUUGCUCAUAUUGGUUUGCCCAGCACUGACUGAUCUGGGCCCUGUCAACCUCUCUGACUGCUUCUUUGUUCCCUCUUACCCCACUGUCCCUGGGUUGCAGCCAUACCUUCAACAUGCCACGUUACCAUGCCUCGGGAUCUGGGUGUCCCUGCCUAGAAUGCUCUUCUCCCCUGAGACUACAUGGAUGACUCCUCGUUGUUCUUCAGCUUGCAUGUCAUUCUUUGACCUGGUCUGAAGAACAUCAGACAACCCUCCCUCCCACUCUUCAUUCACUGCAUUGGCACCUUUACUUGCUGGUAUUUUUCUGGUUGAUUUAUUUGUUUAGUGUCUCUUUCCACCAUUAGCAUGCAGUGGCUCAGAGAGGAGGGAUCUGGCUUGUCUUGUUGUUAGCCCAAGCUCCUAGUUAGAUGCCUGGCACAGUGUGUGUAUUAAUAAUACUUGUUAGGUGCAUGAAUACACAGAACAUGGUGAAUGCCUAGGAACUUAAGAGCCGGGAGUAGACCCAGGCUUGCCUUCCCUCUGAAUAUCCAAAGCAGACCCUGGGAUAGGAAGGCCUGACAGGUCUCUGUCCUCAGUCUCAGCCGCUUUGAGAAAGUUUUCGUUCUUAAAUAGAGCAUUUGGCAUUUGUGUAUCUUUAGAGCAACUAAAUAUGUUAUUUUGGAAGUCGUAGAAAUAAGUAGGCUCUAAAAUGUGGAGCCAUGAGUAGAUAUUUUACUUCAGAAAGCUAAAGGUGAAAUCCCAAUUUGGGACACAGAGUGAGGUUGAAAAAGCCCAGGACUUGGACCUGGGGAACCUGCCUUGUGUCAGGCUCUGCCCCUUACAGCUUUGGGAGAUGGCAGGUCACUCUGUCCUCUCGAAAAGCGGGAAGCAGGGCUGAUAACCUCUCGGUGGCCUGUUUUUGUCCUCCCAUAUGCCUGAGAAGCCGUAAGCCAUCUCUUUGGGAUGAGCACCGAGAGUUCUGCAAAUUUGGAUCACCUUAUUUUCAUUUCUGCUCAAGCACCGGAGUGGCCAGUCCGUAGUGUUACCGUGUGCUGUGGUCCACUCCAAUUAGGGGAUGAUAGACCCAACACAGCAAACACCUGCAGGAGUGGUGUGCGUGCAGGGCAGGCGGACGGGGCUGAAAUGCAGGGCUCAGAAGGGUGAGCCUAGAAAGACCAGAGCAAGUCAAAACUGAUUUGGUUACAGAUCAGGUAAAUUAGAAGCUGUUGUAUAUGCGUCUUAGCUAGUUAUUUAUUUUUUCAUGAUUGACGUGAAUUUUAAACCCCUAGCUUUCAAGGAUCAGAAUCUCUUCAGAAUUCACCUUACCUGCCUUAUUCCCUACUCCACACCCACAGGUCACUUGUCCUGAUGAGAAUUUGUCAUUAGUAUGCAUUUUAUUGCUCAAUUUCUAGGACUUCUAAAAUGAGACUGAAAUGUUAGAAGGUGUUUUACGUCCCCCAGCCCAGUUUGUAGAACAUAAUUUGAACCUGGUUGCUGGCUUCAUUAUCAGCAGUAUAAAAGCCAUCAAGAAUGUUUUUCCUGUCAUGUCAUAUUUUGCCACUAAUGGCAACUCUGUUCUUAAAUAACAUGUUGUUUCAGACAUGGGUCAUGCUGUAAAAGCCCGACAACCUGGGUGUCUUUAAAUGAUAGUAGGUUCCCUUCUAGAUUGAGCCAGAGAUACCUGGAAGCCUGCAUGUUGUAGUAACUUCCAAGAUGGUUAUCAAAAUCCACCUGCAGUUGUUGCCCAUGAAAGUCCGGAUUUUGUCCAGGCAUGGUAGUGCACACCUGUAAUCCCAGCACUUUGGGAGGCCAAGCUGGGUGGAUCACUUGCGGUCAGGAGGAAUCUGAGACCAGCCUGGCCAAUAUGGUGAAAUCUCAUCUCUACAAAAAAAUAGAAAAAUUAGCCAGGCAUGGUAGCGCAUGCCUGUAAUUCUAGCUACUUGAGAGGCUGAGGCUGGAGAAUUGCUUGAACCCAGGAGGCGGAAGCUGCAGUGAGCCGAGAUCAUACCACUGUACUCCAGCCUGGGCAACAGAGUGAGACUCUGUCUUUAAAAAAAAAAAAAAUCUGGCUUUUGUGGGGUGUGGUUCUGCCCUGCUCCUGGGCCCUGGGCGGUAUGGAAAUGAGAGCCCAGGAGUGUCAUCUGGGCACACCACAGUUGGGGAGGGGAGGACACUGUGGACUUCCUGUGUUUUUCCCUAUUCAGGACCUCUCUAGAAAGGAAAGUCAGAGUAAAGAGCACAGCAGAGUGUGCCCAGGCAAAGACUAGCAUGGACGCAUCUGCAGGCACCUCUGUUCAGCAGCCUCUCUUGCUGUCUGUGUAGCUCAGCUCAGCUCAGCUCAGCUCAGCGCUUAGCACUGGGGACCACCUGGCCCUGGGCUUCCUGUCUUAGGGGAACCGCCUUGAUGGUGGUUAACUGCCGCUUCUGGGUUCUUCUAGGGCAAAGGGGCAAUAUUUUUAGUUUGGCAGUUCCGGAUACAUUCUAAAUUCCCUUACGGGGCAGAUAAAAGGAGAAUCAGGGCAACUUUGAGCUGUGAUUCCAUUUAACAUAACCUUUUUCUUGCAGCUUUGGAUAGUUUAACUGGUGAGAAACCAUUGCAGCUCCCUAAAGGCUAACACAUAGAGGUUUUCUUGAUAAAAGUCCAGAGCAGUACCGCUCGUUAGCAAUUGUCUUCCCACUUGCCACCUUGCUUGUAUAAAACAGGAUACAGUUACUGUUUAGAACAAAUCAUCAGUUAGAAAGGCAAAAUGUUCCAUUUUCUACAAACAGCUGCAGUAACAUGCCAGAUUGUCCUCACUGGUGUUAAUUAGUUGAACAGAUUUCGGAAUGUAUCAUCUUUCGUUAUAGCCAUUCAUGGUCCUCUGCCUUCCUCUUACAGAAAAAGGGUUUCUUUGAGAUCUGGUCACUUUUACUGCCAUAUAAUGACAUUUGUUAAAUGUUCUAAGAAAAUCAAGCAACUGAUGUUCCUUGGAUCCAGGAAUUCAAGAGAUGUAGCGUGUAGAGCUGAUCAUUGUCUUCUUUUUCCAGAUGCGUGUUUUUGGGAGACAUAGUUCAUGUGCAUUAUCAUCACUGUUUCCUAUGGACAGUCUCUCAUGGCAGGAACUAGCUUGUAUGCGUUGACAGGCUCCGACUCAGUCAGCUGCCCUUCCUCCGGCCCCCUCCCACCGCAGCCCCUGCCCAGGCUCUCAGCUCUUGUUGGGCCAUGAUCAGAGAUGUUCAUGCCCCACUGUUACCAAGCCUGACAACAGAAGGGGGCUGGGAUAAUGGAGUGAGAUCAUCAGCUUUAAAGAAUAUCAAGGAUUGGGGUCCUCAGGGUUAUCUGUGAAAUUUCCUAUAUUCAGAAUUGUGAUGAAUGUGUUGCUGAAGUGACAGAGUGAAUGUUCUCCCUUAAUUCUUAGCUGACACCCAGCAAGAGUCCCUCCUCCUCCAAAAGGGUGUCCAGCACCUGCCCCUGUUGACUGUGUGGCUAACCUGGGUGCUGAACCUCGCCAGGCUGGAGUGAGUCCUGCUGUGCAGAAACACUAGCAAAAUAAGGCUGUUGGUGAGGAAAACUGUUUAUUUGAAAUGUGAUUGGCACAUGUCAGAAUCUGAACAUUAAGGUUUUAGCUGCCUGUAUUCUCUAGAGAGUUUUUAUACUGUGUGGCUCAACUGCAGAUAUGCCACCAUUCCCAGCUCCUCCUGUUUUUGCUGUAGCUAAAAAUACUGCUGAAGGUAUUUUAUAUAAAAGAUGUAUGUGGCUUGCUUGGUACAAAUACUGGAACCAAUAACUUUAUAAGGGGGUGGAGGUUUCCCCAAACCUUAAUAACUUCUAGAAAUCCUGACUGCAGUUACAAUGGUCUGCUUGCAGAAGGAGAGAGGGCCUCUGAGUUCAGUGUGUUACACAGAGCAGGGAGCCACAAAUACAUCUUCAUGGGUCGGUUCUCACCUAAUUACAAGGAUAUCUGCUGGUACAUUAGAGGUCAUAAAUUUUGGCUAAUGCCAGCUUGAUUACAUUUCUUAGAUUCUUUUGCAUUAAGAAUGGGAUACAGAAAAGAAAAACAGUGAGACACAAACAGAAGGGUUUAUUCUUCAGAUGAAGGCAAAGCGUCCUCCUGUUUGGGGUGACGGGAUCAGAGCCUCAGUGCAGUGGGAUCUGGCCUGUAGGUUUUCUUUGUUUGCAUUCAUUUCCGGUUGAUGCUCCCUAGAGAGGUUAGAAAGGCAAAAAAAUUGGUAAUGUACUUCCUAGGUGGGUUUGAGGAAACUGAAUGAAGAGAAAAAGGUUGAGUAUUUGAAAGAUUCACUUAUUUCUAUUGCAGGCCAGCAUAGAGUAGAGCAGGGGAUUUAAAAUGGAGCCCCUCCCCAGGAGACCGUGAGUGCAGGGGCCCUUGGGAACUUUGUUGAGAGUUCUGUCUGUUCAUGGACCUGACGGGUGCUCAGCCCAGAGCAGAUGCCUGGGAGCGCAUGUUGACUGAGUGGCUGACCAUGCAGCCACAUAGAAGAAGAGCCUCCCGACAGUACAGGACUGUCAUCAUAGGACAUUUAUAAGAAGAGGGUGCUGAUCAUCUGUGAUCUUUGAAAUACAGGAAACCAGGAAAGCUGAGAGGAGGAACACUGUAAUUGUAAGCAGCCUGUUUUGAUGCCUUUGAAGUCUCUAUUCUCUGGUGUUUGCUGAUGAGCUAGGACUCAAGAUACUGACAUCAUUCCCUCUGGUUCUUUCACUUAGUCCCUUCAUUGUAAAGUUUUAUUAUAGGGAAAUUGGAAGAGGUAAGUUAAGUCUGAUGCUAGAUGUUGAAUAAAAUUUUGUAGGAAGCUAUAUUUUGCAAUUUCACUGAAAGUAUCACAAAGAAAAAAAUACAAGCAUUGGAAGACAUUUGAUGAUGGAUUCUGUAGACUUUGGAUGCUGUAGGUUUAACUGACUUGCAGUUUUGAUAUAUGUGGUUACAUGAAGUGCAAGGUUACUGAAGACUGCUCCUCCUUUACAAUUUCUGUUUCCUUCAAUACCAUUUUUUCACUGUUACACUGAGUCUUGAAAUUUUGAUGUCUUAGAGAUGAUUCUAUAGUGUUAUUUCUUCAUAGACUGAAAAUCAGAUGAUUUUUAAAGCACAAUUACUGUAUAGCUUAUUGAUAAACACAGGUUUAUGGGAGCUAUUGCCUGUAUUCAUCUUUCCUAUGUUCAGAGUUUAAAAAAAUAGACCAGAGAUAAUGUUGCAAAAAAAACGUGAAAUUAAAAUAGAUGUUUCCUGC
Molecule: messenger RNA, 7943 nt
Organism: Callithrix jacchus (white-tufted-ear marmoset)
Lineage: Eukaryota; Metazoa; Chordata; Mammalia; Primates; Cebidae
Gene: AKT3
Product: AKT serine/threonine kinase 3
Biological process (GO): protein phosphorylation
Molecular function (GO): protein serine/threonine kinase activity; ATP binding
Source: RefSeq, a predicted model, not a curated record